Solanum verrucosum is the source of this 760-nucleotide messenger RNA. Its product is annotated as bidirectional sugar transporter SWEET2-like. The coding region runs from base 47 to 760 and encodes 237 amino acids. Lineage: Eukaryota; Viridiplantae; Streptophyta; Magnoliopsida; Solanales; Solanaceae. Gene Ontology annotation, molecular function: sugar transmembrane transporter activity. Gene Ontology annotation, biological process: carbohydrate transport. The record is from RefSeq and is a predicted model, not a curated record. The transcript is spliced from 6 exons. Gene Ontology annotation, cellular component: membrane.
UUAUAUGAUAUAUAUGUGAAUUUUCAAACAUAUCUUUUGAGCAAAAAUGGAAAUUUCUGGAGCAGGUGGUUUGUUCUCAACUUAUUCAAUUUGUAGUAAUGCUGCUGGAAUUGCUGGAAACCUAUGUGCAUUUGUUUUAUUUGUAUCACCAAUACCAACAUUCAGAAGGAUCAUCAGAAACAAGUCAACAGAACAAUUUUCUGGGCUGCCUUAUAUAUAUGCCUUGUUGAAUUGCUUAAUAUGUCUAUGGUAUGGAACACCAAUUGUAUCUCCUGGUAUUAUAUUGGUUUUUACGGUUAAUUCCGUCGGAGCGGUUUUUCAGUUGGCUUAUAUACUCAUAUUCAUCGUAUAUGCAGAGAGAACGAAAAAGUUGAAGAUGUUGGGGCAGUUGUUUGGUGUUUUUGCUGCAUUUGCUGCUGUGGUUUCUAUCAGCAUCUGUUUAUUUCAACCUCCAAAUCGACAAACUUUCGUUGGAUAUUUGUCUGUCAUCUCUCUCAUCUCCAUGUUUGCUUCUCCGUUGUUCAUUAUUAAUUUGGUGAUCAGAACAAGAAGUGUUGAGUACAUGCCAUUCUAUCUAUCCCUUGCAACUUUUCUAAUGAGCCUUUCCUUCUUUGCUUAUGGAAUGUUUAAGCAAGAUCCAUUUAUCUAUGUUCCAAAUGGGAUAGGAGGAGUUCUUGGGAUCAUACAACUAGUCUUGUACUGGAGAUACAGCAGACCUAAUGAGGAGCCAACAAGACCUCUCUUGGAGUCCAAUGCAUGA